GCUGCUGCCAGGCCCCUAAUCUGCCAUAGGCCCCUAUAUACCACCUCCUCCUGCUGCUGCCAGGUCCAGAGUCUCUCAUGGGUCCCUGUACGGCCUCCCAUUGCUGCUGUCUCCAUCGCCACACUCUGCUGCCAUGUGCCACUUUCAGGUCUCUUCACACUGCUGAUGCCAGGCCCCUAAUCUGCCAUGGGCCCCUAUAUACCACUCCUCAUGCUGCUGCCAGGUCCAGAGUCUCUCAUGGGUCCCUGUACGGCCUCCCAUUGCUGCUGUCUCCAUCGCCACACUCUGCUGCCAUGUGCCACUUUCAGGUCUCUUCACACUGCUGGUGUGUUAAAUUUUUUUGAC
Messenger RNA from Staurois parvus, 345 nucleotides. The record is from the annotation of a GenBank genome assembly. Lineage: Eukaryota; Metazoa; Chordata; Amphibia; Anura; Ranidae.